This is a messenger RNA of Strongylus vulgaris, 831 nucleotides long. NCBI's taxonomy places the organism in Eukaryota, Metazoa, Nematoda, Chromadorea, Rhabditida, Strongylidae. The record is from the annotation of a GenBank genome assembly.
AUGCCUUACACCUACGGAAUGAUUAUGCUUUUCGUGACCGAAGAAGUUCAAGCCAAUUAUAGUUCUGCCGAAGUGGCUACUGUCGCUCUACCUGAAAAGCGUCCACCCGGUACCACGGGCGCAAAGACAGAAUUUACCACAAACUUGACUUCUUUAACAUUGAAGCCGAAUGUGCCAUUUUUCAAAUAUGAUAUUCGCAUGUAUAUGGUGUACAAAGGCGCAGACGGAAAGGAGCAUUUGAAGGAGCUUACGAAGCAAACGAAAGACGAUUUUCCUGAACAGGAGCGCAAAACAGCAACGGUCAUCGUGUACAAACAUAUAUGCAAAUCAUACCCAGAUGUAUUCCCGUCUGGCGGAGCCCUGUUUUACGAUCGUGCUGCUGUGCUUUUUUCAGCCCAGAAGCAGAUCAAAUUAGAUGGCGAAGAAAAAGUUUUGAACCUUGCUGCAAGUUUGGUAUCCAGUGCCAGUGAUGCAAUUGGAGUUCGCGUUGUUAUUAAGAAAGUCACGGACGGAUUUCAGGUAUCUCAGCAACUCAUGGUGACCUCAAACGAUCUUUUUAAAGCAGUCAAUGUACGUGAUAUGGAAAAGGAUAAAGGUCUUUUGGAAGUGCUGAAUUUGGCCAUGUCGCAAAAAGGAUAUAUGGAGACGUCGCAGUUCGUGACGUAUGGAUCUGGCGUCCACUAUUUAUUCGAUCAUCGUGCUCUGGGUUUUAGAGACCAAGAGGUUCCUGAACUCAUGGAUGGAAAGUACAUGGGAAUUGGCCUUACGAAAAGCGUCAAGGUUUUGGAAGGCGAGAAGGAUCAGAAGUGUGGAGCCUUUGUAGUUGCAGAC